AUCUUCAUCUUCUCAACUAAACAUAUUAGUCACUGGAAAAUAUUCGAGAUGACGGAAAAAGAAAGCAAACACUCCGCGGAGGCUGGCGCCGUCCGAUCCCUCCAAGAAACUCCCACUUGGGCUCUUGCCACCGUUUGUUUCUUCUUCAUCGCCGUUUCCAUUUUUCUCGAGCGUCUCAUCAAUCUUCUCUCCACUAGACUUAAGAAUAAUAGAAAAAAAUCGCUACUUGAAGCUGUAGAGAACCUCAAAUCAGUUCUAAUGGUGCUAGGAUUCAUGUCACUAAUGCUAAAUGUGACUGAAGGAGAAGUUUCGAAGAUAUGCAUUCCCAUAAAGUAUGCCAAUCGAAUGUUGCCUUGUCGUAAAACCAUAAAAUCACAUGAUGAUGUUAAUGGAGAUGAUGAUGAUGAUGAUGAUCAUGACAACAGCUUCUUUCAUCAGUGCUCUUCCAAGGGGAAGACGUCACUAAUAUCACAAGAAGGGUUGACUCAGUUGAGUUUCUUCUUCUGUGUGUUGGCAUGUAUGCAUAUUCUCUGCAAUCUUGCCAUUCUUCUUCUUGGAAUGGCCAAGAUGAGAAAAUGGGAAUCGUGGGAGAAAGAGACCCAAACAGUGGAGUAUCUAGCAGCAAACGAUCCGAAUAGGUUUAGAAUAACAAGAGAUACCACAUUUGCUCGACGACACCUAAGUUCUUGGACUGAAACAUCGAUUCAACUUUGGAUUAAAUGUUUCUUUAGGCAAUUUUUCAACUCGGUGGCGAAAGUCGAUUACCUCACACUUCGUCAUGGGUUCAUCUUUGCUCAUGUAUCGUCAAAUAAUGCUUUCAACUUCCAAAAUUAUAUACAAAGAUCUUUACAUGAAGAUUUUAAAACCGUGGUUGGUAUAAGUCCUUUAAUGUGGCUAACUGUGGUCAUCUUUAUGCUCCUCGACGUUUAUGGUUGGAGAGUAUACUUUUAUAUGUCAUUUGUGCCACUAAUUAUAGUGCUAGUGAUCGGGACGAAACUAGAGAUGAUAGUAGCGAAAAUGGCUGUCACAAUUAAGGAGAAUAACAGUGUAAUUAGAGGAACCCCUCUUGUUGAGCCAAACGACACGCAUUUCUGGUUUUCCAAUCCUCGUUUCCUCUUAAGCAUUCUACACUACACGCUGUUUCUGAACACCUUCGAGAUGGCAUUUUUUCUCUGGGUCACUUGGCAAUUUGGGAUUAACUCUUGCUACCAUGAUAACCGAGGGAUCAUAAUCACAAGACUUGUAUUAGCGGUGACGGUCCAGUUCUUGAGCAGCUACAUAACACUGCCUCUUUAUGCCAUUGUAACUCAGAUGGGGUCAAGCUACAAGAGAGCAAUCUUAGAAGAACAAUUAGCAAAUGUAUUAAGGCAAUGGCAAGGUAUAGUUAGAGACAGGAGGAAGAAAGAACAAACACCAGAAACCGACAACAACGAUAACAAUAACAAUGGCGAUAUCGAUUCUGGCGAAAGUCCGGUUCAGUCAGAAGUUGCUUAUGAUUUCAGAUUUUCGGGUGGACAACCACCGAUUUUACAAGAUAUACCGAUACAAGAGCAAACCGAAAGGUGAUAGGAUUGAUGGAAAAUUGGGAAGACAUUGUUGGUAUUAUUGAUAAGAAUUUAGAGAUUGCCUUUACUAAGUUUAGCCUGAAGUUUGAUUAGAGCUUAUGUAAUCAAAUAAAUGAGUGUCAGUGUU
This is a messenger RNA of Arabidopsis arenosa, 1692 nucleotides long. The record is from the annotation of a GenBank genome assembly. Lineage: Eukaryota; Viridiplantae; Streptophyta; Magnoliopsida; Brassicales; Brassicaceae.